Salvia miltiorrhiza (redroot sage) is the source of this 3358-nucleotide messenger RNA. RefSeq names its product protein STICHEL-like 2. Gene Ontology annotation, biological process: DNA repair; DNA-templated DNA replication. Gene Ontology annotation, cellular component: DNA replication factor C complex; DNA polymerase III complex; nucleus. Gene Ontology annotation, molecular function: DNA binding; DNA-directed DNA polymerase activity; ATP binding. The transcript is spliced from 9 exons. The record is from RefSeq and is a predicted model, not a curated record. NCBI's taxonomy places the organism in Eukaryota, Viridiplantae, Streptophyta, Magnoliopsida, Lamiales, Lamiaceae. The coding region runs from base 761 to 3154 and encodes 797 amino acids.
CAAAAAUCUGCUGAGAAAACAACACCACAACAGGACCAGUGUAAAUAAAAAUAUACGUUGUCAGAAUUCCACCUCUCCCCAUUUUUCUGAAACUAAAGCCUUUCACUUUAUAUAUCAGCUAGAGUAAAAUAAUCAAGAAUUUUACCACCGUAUUUAUUGUGAUGUCACGCACAUCGCCCUCUCCCAUUUAUUGCGUUUGCUGCUUUUUACCGCUCCGCCACCUCCAAGAACAUGACUUGACGCUGCUUUGGGCGGCUCGGAGCUGUAUGUAUAGUGUAUCUAUAGCCGUAGCUGCAGAAGAAAGAGAAACAAAAUCCCAUCUGUUUCUUGUGGGCCUUCCGGAAUUCUCGCCCCAGUUUUAGAAUUUCUUUCUUUUCUUGCAGACUUCAAUGGCAAAACGACAACGUUUUUUAUGACUGCUUGUUCAUCAUUUUGAAGGUGAAAAUGGUGGCCAUGGAGGUGUUCUGAGAAAAAAAAGGUGAUCUUUUAUGGUUUCUUAAUUUUCUAGCUUUAAAAACAUAGCUUUGGUUGUCUCCUCCCUUUUGGUGAAUUUUGUGUAUGAAAAUGCAGAAGCAAUAAAGAUGCAUUUUUUUUUGUGGUUACUGGUUAAAAAAAGUUGAGGACCACAUUUUUUCUCUUCUUUCCUUUUUCUUGUUUCUAAUCAAUCCCAAUAUCUAAAAGGAUGAGUUGAUGAUAUAUACAUAUAUAUAGAGAGAGAGGGAGAUAGAAAGGUUUGUGUUGAUCCAUUUGUUGUGUAUUGAUGGAUGGGCGGCGGCAUUCCGUUGAUCUUCCGAUUUCAAGAACGUUGUUUGCGCUGAGGCGAGUGAGGUCCCUCCGCGAUCCAUCCACCACUACCUCGAUGAGCAGAUUGUCUGCGUUGGUCGACACUCUGAGCUGGGAGACGAGGUUGAGCAAUGCAGCUGUAUUAGGAUUCGAGAAUGGCUUGGAUGAUGGCAACGUUUCCGGCUUGAGAAGCUCGAGUUUGAGAGAUUGUGACUUGGAAGAUGUGUUGCAGUUGCAGAGCGAGUCCUUGAGGUCUUCGUGUGCUAGGCCGAGAAGAAGACUGAGGCACGUAGAUAAGGCGUGUCGUGGCAAAUCAAAAUGUGGCAGCAGCCGGAAUAGGAAGCAUAGAGUUAGAGGUGGUGAUGUUUUGAGCUCUGCAAGUGAUGCUUCAAUGGAAGGCUUGAGUGGUGGUGGUAGGGAUAGGGAUAGGGAUAGAGCAGUCCGUCCCCUCCUCCUGUCAACGGAGGAGGAGGGGACGGGCUGCCAACAAAAUGGCGUAGGAAUCGAGCCUUGUUUGGAAACUCCAAGAAGCCUAUGCCAGAAGUUCAUGCCGAGGUCGUUUCAAGAGUUGGUGGGGCAAAAUGUGGUAGUGAGGUCUCUUGUUAGUGCAGUUUCUAGUGAGAGGAUAGCCUCUCUGUAUCUGUUUCACGGUCCACGUGGCACGGGGAAGACGUCGUCUGCAAGAGUGUUUGCGGCCGCGUUGAACUGCCUCUCUCCCGAGGUUGAGAAGCCGUGUGGCUCGUGCCGUGGCUGCGCCUCAGUCUUCUCGGGGAGGAGUAGUGAUGUGAGGGAAGUGGAAAUCAGCAAGAUCAACAAAAUCAGUAGGUUUAGAUCACUUGUUGAGGAUCUUGAUGCGCCCCCGGUUGCCUCGAGGUUUAAGGUCUACAUUGUCGACGACUGCCACUUGCUUCGGGGGGAGGCGUGGGCGGCCUUGCUCGAGCUCCCCCUCCCGGCACACGUGGUUUUCAUCGUGGUCGCCCCUGAUCUCGACGAGCUACCAAGCAGCAUCGUGUCGAAGGCAAAAUGUUGCAGUUUUCAGAUGGUGAAGGUUGCUGAUAUUGUGAGUAGGUUGCGUGGGAUAUGUGACGAGGAGGGCGUUGAGAUCGACGAGGAGGCUCUGAGCUUCAUAGCGGCUAAAGCCAACGGCUCGGUUAGGGAUGCGGAGACGACGCUCGACCAGCUGAGCCUGCUUGCGAAGAAGAUCACUAUGCCAUUGGUUUAUGAAGUUAAUGGAGUCGUCUCCGAUGGUGAAUUGCUCGAUUUGCUUUGCCUGGCGCUGUCGUCUGAUGCCUCGAACACGAUAAGAAAGGUGAGGGAGUUGAUAGCGUCUAGAAUAGAUCCUUUGCAGCUUGUAUCGCAGCUGGCCGGUCUCAUCGCCGACGUUCUUGCCGGAAAAGGCGGUGGCGAGGUUGAAAGGAAGCUUUUCCGGUUUCAUAAAUCCGGAGCUGAACUAGAGCAACUCAGGCACGCGCUAAAGAUACUCUCGGAGACGGAGAAGCAACUGAGAACGUCGAAGAAUCAGGCGACGUGGCUCACUGUCGCUCUUCUGCAGCUUAGCUCGGCCGGAGCUUCACACGACGAGGAUGCUCCGAGGCUGAGCACGAAGCCACUGCAAGCUCAAGAGGGUGAAGAGUCUCGUCGUAUGUCAACUGACGAGUGUUGGAAGCAUCCGGUGACGAGUUCUUGUGCUCAAUAUGAAGUCGAAACUUUGGAGUUGAUCUGGAUUAGAGCAACCAGGAUAUGCGAAUCCACUUCUGUCAAAAAUUUCCUUCAAAAACGAGGGAAGUUGGUGUCUUGUCGUCUAAUCCAAGGCGUGGCGAUGGCUGAUCUCGAGUUUGAUCACCCGGAUCACGUCUCUAGAGCUGAGAAGUCGUGGAAGGUGAUCGCGGGCGUGCUUCAGCGCGUCCUAGGCUACAACGUCGAGCUGAGGAUAAACCUAGCGAGCAACGCCUCGAAGUUGAGGAAGCCGUCGCUCAACUUGUUCGGUUGCUCGAGCAGAGUGCAUCUCUGUGCAGAGUGCGGCAGCAGUGCUUCGGAGUACUCUGCUCGUGGGUUCCCGGCCGGGGAUGGGUACGUGCAGACGUGUUCCCUCGACUGCGAGCCCUGUGCCCUCCACGCGUGCUGCCAUGGCAACGAGGUGGUUUCUAGCAUCCGGAGCAGCGAUGGAAAUGCUCUGAGCGUCGGGAUUAGAACGCCCCAUAAGUCGUUGCUCGAUGGCGUGGAUGGAGGGAAUCCGUCGUCGAGCAACGGGGUCGUAGAUGGGAUCGAAAAUCGAUCAAGACGAAGCGAGUCGUGGAAGUUGCUCUGUUGGAGAACUGUAACGUUUCCCUUUCGGAAGGCUCAAACCCUACUAGAGAAGAAACUAUGCUAAUGCAACCUCGGUUCGUGCUCGUGUUCGUGUUUGUGGCCGAGAUAAAUGGACAUUGACGAGUUAGAUAGAUCGUAACCACUUUUUAUGGGUACGAUCUAAAAUAAUUGAGCUCGUAUAAGUUGUUUAUGGGUGCGAUCUGAGUAGCUCGAUCGAUCGUUUUUGUAUCAUGCAACGUAGGCUCACAUAGGCAUCAAACUUUUGAUU